AUGUGCAGUGAAAACAUUUUGUUUACUUUCUGUGGAUUUGAUGCGGAACAAUUUAACAAAACAUUACUGCCAGUAAUAUUGGGACAUGAGCCAGCUGGUACAUCAACGAAAACAGUUAUUCAUUAUGCUCAAGAAAUUCAUUCUGGUAAAUUUCAGAAUUUCGAUUAUGGAGAAACAAAAAAUUUAGCUAAAUACAAUUCAUCAAUGCCUCCAUCUUAUGAUUUAUCAAAAAUAAAUAUUCCAAUUGCAUUUUUUUAUUCAGAUAAUGAUUGGCUGGCCUCACCUCUUGAUGUCAAAAGACUUUGGACAAAAAUACCAAACAAAAUUAACAUAACGAGAGUUAAUUUUACAAAAUUUACUCAUCUUGAUUUUCUUUGGGGAAUUGAUGCGUCUAGUUUAGUUUAUAAUAAAUUAAUUACAAUGAUCAAAGAGCAUUGCUGA
Aphidius gifuensis is the source of this 441-nucleotide messenger RNA. RefSeq names its product gastric triacylglycerol lipase-like. NCBI's taxonomy places the organism in Eukaryota, Metazoa, Arthropoda, Insecta, Hymenoptera, Braconidae. The transcript has 4 exons. The record is from RefSeq and is a predicted model, not a curated record. Bases 1 to 441 code for a protein of 146 amino acids.